Molecule: messenger RNA, 2049 nt
Organism: Brassica napus (rape)
Lineage: Eukaryota; Viridiplantae; Streptophyta; Magnoliopsida; Brassicales; Brassicaceae
Exons: 6
Coding region: 1-2049 (682 amino acids)
Molecular function (GO): zinc ion binding; nucleic acid binding
Source: RefSeq, a predicted model, not a curated record
AUGGGCCGUACCGCAUGUACUGACGGACGUACUGAUGGACUGUCCGACUACUUUGAUCCGAUCUUCGAGUUUAAUCAUCAGGAAUUCUCUAAGGCAACAAUACUGAAGCUUUCAGAUGAUCUCAGUCACAUUUGGUCCAGUUCAGUUUGUGAGAAACUUCAUUCAGACCGUGCCGACUGUCCGGCUCAUGUACUGGUCCUUACCGCGGGACGUGCUGCCGGAUACAUUGAAUAUGGAAAGAACUACUCGAAGAGACCAUCGACCAGUCUUCUUGUUUUUCCGUGUUUGACUAGAUCUGGUCAAGAAAACAUGAGCAGUGAAGAGGAGAAGAACCGUCCCGAAAAUUCUAUGGCCGAUUUAUCUAACCUGCAGAUGAGAGCCUUGAAUGAUACUAUGACUAACCUUAUGAAUGCAGGUCUUGAUCAAAUCCAUCAGAGGCUAGAUGAGAUCCAAGGGAGUCAACAAACGAGAUCUAGAACCGGAGCAAGAAGAGCCCAUUCUAGGAGACCCAACCGGUCCGACCAUGACAUCCAUGAGGAGGAGGGUUUGGGUGAUCUUAAAAAGGUUAGACUUGCUGCUGCUGAAUUUUCUGGCUAUCCUAUUAACUGGUAUGAUCGAGUUGUGACUCACAGGAGGAGAACAGGUGAGGCACCAGUUGAUACAUGGGAGGAGCUUACCAUGCUGAUGAGGCGACGCUUUGUACCUGACCAUUACCACCGUGAUCUACAUCAGAAACUCAGGCGUUUGCUUCAGGGUACUAAGUCAGUGGAGGAUUAUCAUCAGGAAAUUGAGAUAUUGAUGAUCAAGGCUAAAGUGGACGAACCUUUAGAUGCCACCAUGGCUAGAUUUCUAACCGGGCUCAACCGUGACAUCCAGGACCGUAUGGAGCUCCAAGACUAUGACAACAUGGAGCAGAUGCUACACAAGGCCAUCCUGAUCGAACAGCAAGUCAAGAGAGAGAGUUACUCUAAGUCGGCCUAUGCUCCAAAACCGUCAUUCACUCUUAAGCCAAACUACCAAGAAAAAGGUAAGUCUUCUUCCACAACAAAUAUUGCUUUGAAAACUGAUGUCUCUACUCGUGUUGACAAAGGAAAAGCAGUUGAGAACCCAAGCCGGGAAAAAGACAUCAGAUGCUUCAAGUGUCAAGUUCUAGGACACUAUGCCAACAAGUGUCCAAACCAACGGGUGAUGAUUCUCAUGGAUAAUGGUGAAGUUGAGUCCGAGGAUGAAAAGGAAGACAAGGAGGAUCUUGGACCAGUUUUUGAUGAGGAUGAGGAAACCUUUGAUUACCCAGCCAGCGGUCCACUUCUUGUUGCUAGGAAACUCUUGGACGACACUCAUGAGCCCAUUUUCGAUGAGGAGGUCGAUGGUGUGAUUGACGAGUCCUGUUCGACCUUCAUGGAGGAUUCUGGUCCGAUCUUUGAUGAGGACAGCCUUGACUACCCAAUAUCUGGUCCAUUUCUUUUCACUAGACGUAGUUGCACUAAUGUGUCUAGUGACACCCUUGUAAAGAAACUUGGGCUUGUUACUCGGCCUCUUUCUCGUCCUUUCAGGCUUGAGUGGCUAAAUGAAGCUGGUGAGCAGUACGUUAAGGAGCAAGUCACCGUUCCACUCACCAUUGGUCGUUAUGAGGAUGAGGUCGUGUGCAAUGUCCUUCCCAUGGACGCUUGUCAUAUCCUUUUGGGUCGUCCUUGGCAGUUUGAUAACAGGAGAGUACAUGAUGGGUUCACAAACCGACACUCUUUUGAUCACAAGGGAAAGAAAAUCACCUUGGUUCCCUUGUCACCUUUGGAGGUUCAUCAAGACCAGGAUUUUUCUGAUGUUUUUCCAGAAGAAAAUCCCAAGGGAUUGCCACCAAUAAGAGGCAUUGAGCAUCAGAUCGAUCUUGUCCCGGGCGCUUCACUACCAAACCGAUCAGCGUACCGCACCAAUCCAGUUGAAACCAAGGAGCUCCAGAAACAGAUUGAAGAGCUGCUUGAGAAGGGAUACAUCAGGGAGAGUCUCAGCCCUUGUGCCGUGCCUGUUCUACUUGAGUUUCAAGGCUCCUAA